AUGAACGUCAGAACAAAGUACGAACGAACAGCGAAACCAGUACAGAAGGCGGAUGAAGAGCAGAAGAUCCGGUACCCGGUGAACCUACAAAGACGAGCAACUUGUUGGAGAAGGACAACGAGAAGAACAGCCAUGAGAAGGAGAAAGACAAGGAAGGAGGGAACAAUUCGGCCUACUUUUAAAAGCAUCGACGGCCGCGAAAAAUGGACAACGAAAUUUUUCAUUCGUUUUUAUUAUUCGACUUUCGAUCGAUUCAUUUCAAUGCCGAACGCUCAGGAAUUGGCUGGAAAGAAUGCGCCGGGUGAAAAGCCGAAGAAAGGAUACGACGAUGUACCCGAGAUUUCGUUAGAUGACGAUGAUGACCCGAUAAAGAAGAGCUUUAAAAAUGAAAAGCCGCUUGGAAAACAAUCGAAAAAGGGAAAGAAGGGCGAGGAAAAGAAGAACAAAGCGACGAUCAAGAGCGAGAAGGAGAAAGACAAGAUGGAUAAAAAGGAAAUCGAGAAGGACAAGGCAAUUGAAAAGAGAAAAGAAAACGCGAAAGAGAAAGAGCCAGCCUCCACUCCGACUACCACCACUCCAUCAAAGGAGAAUAAGCCCUCCCAGCACGAGUCAAUUACUCCGAAAAACAAGAAGAAAAAGAGAUGCUGUGCAAUUAUG
This is a messenger RNA of Mesorhabditis belari, 657 nucleotides long. The record is from the annotation of a GenBank genome assembly. Lineage: Eukaryota; Metazoa; Nematoda; Chromadorea; Rhabditida; Rhabditidae.